GUGCCGCCAUCACGGCAUGCGAGAAAGGAAGCCAAUGGCAGCUGGCCAUCCAUCUUCUCACCGAGAUGCCCUCGGUUCGUGUGGCGCCCAAUAAAUUCAGCUACAGUGCAGCAAUCAGCGCCUGCGAGAAGCAUGGCCGUUGGCAAGAAGCCCUCGUGCUGCUUUCAACAGUCUUGGCAAUUCAGAUUCAGCCCGACGUUGUGGUCUUUGGUGCUGGCAUCAGCGCGGCUGAGAAAGGUGGCCAAUGGCAACUGGCACUGCAGCUGCUGUCCACCAUGCUCCUCACAAGGAUUGCGCCGAAUGUCGUCACCCUCAGUGCCUUGGUGAGUUCCUGUGAGAAGGCUGGUCAGUGGCAGAUGGCCCUUCAGUUGCUGUUCGACAUGCCCGCCGCGAAAGUGGUGCCGAACGAGAUCAGUUUCAGCGCCAGCAUCAGCGCCUGUGAGAAGGGUGGGCAAUGGCAGCUGGCACUUCAGGUCUUGUCAAUGCUGCCAGAUGCAAGGCUGACAGCCAACAGAAUCAGCUUCAGUGCUGCGAUCAGCGCCUGUGAGAAGGCAGGUGAGUGGCGGAUGGCCUUGCACUUGCUAUCAAUCAUGCCCGCGGCCACGGUGGCGCCCGACACAAUCAAUGUCAAUGCAGGCAUCAGUGCCUGUGAGAAGGGCAAUCAGUGGGAGAUAGCUCUGCAGCUGCUCUCGUUCUUGGCCACAGACCGCCUGGCACCGGACACAAUCAGCUUUAGUGCGGCCAUCAGCGCCUGCGAGAAGUGCGGCAACUGGGAGAUUGCACUCCUCUUGCUGGCACACAUGGCCAUUGUGAAAGUGGAGCCCAAUGAGAUCAGCUUCAGUGCUGGUAUCAGUGCAUGUGAGAAGGGUGAUCAAUGGCAGAUGGCAUUGCAGGUGCUGUCCACGAUGCGCGAAUCCUCAGCCUUGCCUAACGUGGUAAGUUUCAGUGCUUGCAUCAGUGCUUGCGAGAAAGCUCGUCAGUGGCAGAUGGCACUGGCCUGCCUUGCGAAGAUGCUGGAGGUCAGGUUCAUGCCGGACGAGAUCAGUCUCGGCACUCUACUCACUGCCCGUGACAAGGCGAGUCAGUGGCAGAUGGCCUUGGCCUUAUACGCCCUUCUUCCAACCAACGCGCCGCCGGCUCGUAACCCCCUGAGCGCCCUCUCGGGCGCCUGUGAGAAGAAGGGCACGCCAGUCCCGACGCUGCACCACGCGCGGUUCAGGAUGUAUACGGGUUACCAGGAUGGGCUGUUAUAG
Messenger RNA from Symbiodinium natans, 1253 nucleotides. The record is from the annotation of a GenBank genome assembly. NCBI's taxonomy places the organism in Eukaryota, Dinophyceae, Suessiales, Symbiodiniaceae.